Parnassius mnemosyne (clouded apollo) is the source of this 507-nucleotide messenger RNA. NCBI's taxonomy places the organism in Eukaryota, Metazoa, Arthropoda, Insecta, Lepidoptera, Papilionidae. The record is from the annotation of a GenBank genome assembly.
AUGAAAAUUGCUCGAAAAGAGUUUGAACAUAUGUUGGCACAAGGCAUUGUAAGGCGUUCUGAGAGUCCUUGGUCAUCAGCUUUACAUCUUCUAAAGAAAAAAGAUGACGGAUGGAGGCCUUGCGGGGACUACAGAUCAAUUAAUGCAAGGACUAUCCCUGACAGAUAUCCCAUUCGUCACAUACAAGAUUUUUCUUACCAACUUUCUGGAUCCACUCUAUUUUCUAAGAUUGAUUUAGUGAAGGCAUACAAUCACAUUCCUGUAAAUCCGGCGGAUAUACCAAAGACUGCCAUAACUACACCAUUCGGGCUUUAUGAAUACCCUUUCAUGAAUUAUGGCUUGAGGAACGCAGCGCAAACUUUUCAGAGAUUCAUUGAUGAAGUGCUCUCUGGUCUUAAAGAUUUUUGCUUCGGAUACCUCGACGAUAUAUUUUUUUUUUUACACAGUACAGACCUUUCAUUACAAAAGCAUUUAGAAGGCAAGUGUUCGAUAUGCUUCAUGGAUUAA